AUGAACUGGCGCUCCCUCCUAACAGCGGCAGUGCUGUUUAUCUUUCUGGUGAUAGUGGAAGUUAAUUGUGAAUUUCGAAUACAGGUGAGAGAUUACAACACUCAAAAUGGCACUGUCAAGUGGCAUUCAAUCAGAAGGCAGAAGCGAGAGUGGAUCAAGUUCGCAGCAGCCUGUCGAGAAGGCGAGGACAACUCAAAGAGAAACCCAAUUGCCAAAAUUCACUCGGACUGUGCUGCAAACCAGCAAGUAACAUACCGCAUCUCUGGAGUAGGAAUUGAUCAGCCACCUUACGGAAUCUUCAUUAUUAAUCAAAAAACCGGUGAAAUUAACAUAACAUCCAUAGUUGAUCGAGAAGUCACUCCUUUCUUCAUUAUCUAUUGCCGGGCUCUAAAUUCACAAGGUCAGGAUUUGGAGCGGCCUCUUGAGCUCAGAGUAAGAGUUUUGGAUAUAAAUGACAACCCUCCAGUGUUUUCAAUGACUACAUUUAUAGGACAAGUAGAAGAAAAUUCUAAUGCAAAUACCUUGGUGAUGAGACUCAAUGCUACUGAUGCUGAUGAACCAAACAAUUUGAAUUCAAAAAUAGCCUUCAAGAUCAUAAGUCAGCAACCUUCUGAUUCACCAAUGUUUAUCAUCAACAGAUACACGGGAGAAAUUCGAACAAUGAAUAAUUUUCUAGACAGAGAGCAAUACAGCCAGUAUUCUCUUACUGUGAGAGGUUCCGACAGAGACGGCGGGGCAGACGGCAUGUCAGCGGAGACUGAGUGCAGCAUUAAAAUCCUGGACGUCAAUGACAACAUCCCCUACAUGGAACAGUCUUCGUAUGCUAUCAAGAUUGAAGAAAAUGCUCUAUAUUCAGAUUUGCUGCAGAUUAGAGUAAUUGAUUUGGAUGAAGAGUACACAGCUAAUUGGGUGGCAGUCAUUUUCUUUAUCUCUGGAAAUGAAGGAAAUUGGUUUGACAUAGAAAUGAAUGAAAGAACAAAUGUGGGAACUCUAAAAGUUAUUAAGCCCCUGGAUUAUGAAGCCAUGAAGAAUCUGCAGCUUAGUCUUGGAGUUAGAAAUAAAGCUGAAUUUCACCAGUCGAUUCAGUCUCAAUAUAAAAUCAUUGCUACUGCGGUCUCCGUGACUAUCUUGAAUGUAGUUGAAGGCCCCGUGUUCCGCCCAGGUUCAAAGACAUACGUGGUAACCAGUAACAUGGGCUCAAACUACAAAGUGGGAGAAUUCGUGGCUACUGACCUAGACACAGGUUUACCUUCAACAAAUGUUAGAUAUGUAAUGGGAAAUAAUCCAGCCGACUUGCUGUCUGUUGACUCAAGAACAGGUGUCAUCACUUUGAGAAACAGAGUUACAAUGGAACAAUAUCAAAUGCUCAGGGAAAAAUAUCAAGGAACAAUUUUAUCUAUAGAUGAUUCACUUCAAAGAACUUGUACUGGUACAGUUAUCAUCAACCUUGAUGGGUCUGGCUGGGAAACCAAGGAAACUAACCCAGGUGGAGGAACAAGUGGAGGAACAAGCGGAGGAACAAGUGGAGGAACAAGUACUGGCACCGAAACAAGUGAGGAAACCAGCACCAAUAAUGAAAGUAAUCAAAGUGGCAGCAGUGGAACACAAACUGGCACCACUGACAACACUUCCAACAAUGGAGAGACUAAUACCAACCCAAAUAGCGGUGCUGGUGGAACAGAUAACUACCAAGGUGGAGCAGAUAACGUACAUUUUGGUCCUGCUGGCAUUGGAUUGCUCGUCAUGGGAUUCUUGAUCUUAGGAUUGGUUCCAUUUUUGUUGCUCUGUUGUGACUGUGGAGGUACCUCAGGUGGUGGAGCUGGCUUUGAGCCCGUUCCUGAAUGUUCAGAUGGAGCAAUUCAUGCAUGGGCAGUGGAAGGACCCCAGCCUCAACCCACUGACUUGGGCACUAUCUGUGUACCACAAAUACCACCCGAUAAUGCAAAUAUAAUAGAAUGCAUUGACAAUUCAGGGGUUUAUACAAAUGACAUCGGUGGCAGGGAAAUGCAUGAUCUGGGAGGAGGAGAAAGAACAGCAGGAUGGGAACCCAUUGAUGGAGUUAGAUCAUCAGGAGCAGCUGACAUAAGUCAAGAAUAUCCUGGAACAUUAAGAGGGCCCGUGAGGGAAUGCCGAGAAGGAGGUCUGAAUAUGAACUUUAUGGAAAGUUACUUUUGUCAGAAAGCAUAUGCCUACGCAGAUGAAGAUGAGGGACGGCCAUCCAAUGAUUGUUUGCUCAUCUAUGACAUUGAAGGUGUAGGUUCCCCCGCUGGCUCCGUGGGUUGCUGUAGCUUUAUUGGAGAAGACUUGGAUGACAGCUUCUUGGAUACACUGGGGCCUAAAUUUAAGAAGUUGGCCGACAUCAGCCUGGGAAGAGAAACGGAAUCCUACCCAGACCCUGAUCCUUCUUGGCCACCGCAGAGCACAGAACCGAUGUUCCCGCAGCAGGGGACAGAGCCCGUGGUCAAUGGCCAUCCACCAAUCUCCCCGCAUUUCGGCACUACCACAGUCAUCUCUGAGAGUACCUAUCCCUCAGGACCUGGUGUACAGCAUCCGAUGCCCAUUUCUGAUCCUUUAGGCUACGGGAAUGUCACUGUAACCGAGUCCUACACUUCCUCUGGCACUCUGAAACCCUCUGUGCACCUUCACGAUAACCGACAUGCAUCAAACGUGGUGGUAACCGAGAGAGUGGUCGGCCCAAUCUCUGGCGCUGAUUUGCAUGGAAUGUUAGAGAUGCCUGACUUGAGAGAGGGGUCAAACGUUAUAGUGACAGAAAGGGUUAUAGCACCAGGGUCAAGCCUCCCCACCUCUCUGACUAUCUCUAAUCCUAGAGAAUCUUCAAAUGUGGUAGUGACAGAAAGAGUCAUCCAGCCUACUUCUGGCAUGAUGGGGAGCCUAAGCAUGCAUCCUGAGUUAGCAAAUACUCACAAUGUGAUUGUGACAGAGAGAGUUGUUUCCGGGGCAGGUCUAAGUGGAAUUAGUGGCACCACUGGGAUGAGUGGAGGUGGUGGCAUAGGCAGCAGUGGCUUUGUUGCCUCCACAAUGGCAGCUGGUGGUGGGACCAUGGGUGGAGUUGGGAUAAAUGGUGGUGGUAUAGGGCUGAGCAGUAUUGGUGGGAGUGGGGGCCUGAGCAGCAGCAUGGGGGGAUCUGCCACCAUUGGUCACAUGAGGAGUUCUUCUGACCAUCACUUUAGCCAGACCCAUGGAUCUGCCUCCCCUAGCACAACUCGAAGUCGAAUAACCAAGUACAGUACAGUACAAUACACAAAGUAG
Molecule: messenger RNA, 3270 nt
Organism: Ochotona curzoniae (black-lipped pika)
Lineage: Eukaryota; Metazoa; Chordata; Mammalia; Lagomorpha; Ochotonidae
Gene: DSG1
Product: desmoglein 1
Exons: 15
Coding region: 1-3270 (1089 amino acids)
Biological process (GO): homophilic cell-cell adhesion
Cellular component (GO): desmosome; plasma membrane
Molecular function (GO): gamma-catenin binding; calcium ion binding
Source: RefSeq, a predicted model, not a curated record